UUGUCAAGAAGUUGUCAAUUGUCGAAAUUCAUUGUUGAAAAGUCAAAAUAUUAAAGUAUUCUUCGGAUUUUACUUCUCAAAUAUUCCUUAUAAGCAUAAAACUCGAAUAUCUCAAGUUAUUUGUCGAAAAUAUUAAGAGAACCAUCAAAUAUGUCGGAACGUUUAAAAAGUACAAUAAAUGUGUCGAACGAUGAAGUAAUAGAUGAAAUUACGAGAGAUUUAAACAGUUCUUUGGCCGUAAAUGAUAAUGUUGAAGAGUUUGUUAUAAAUCCAGGAACAAGCGCUGAAGAAUAUCCGCAGGCGGGCGGCGGCGAUGCACCAAAGACAAGCGAAACAUCCAUUCCAUCAGUACCUGAUAACGAUGAAGAUCUAGAUAAAGAUUACGCAGAAAAGGAUCCCUCCGUAAAAGAUGACAGCGAGGAUGACGUGGAUGAAGUAUCAUUAAAGGAUGCGGAGGUCGACCUCACAGAUGAUGAGAAGGAAGAACGGAGGAUCAUAGCUGAAGAACUAAAGAAUGUAGGCAAUGAAGCGUUCAAAGCGGCUGACUUUGAACGGAGUAUAGAGAAAUAUACAGAAGGUUUAAGAACAUGUCCGUUACAGUUUUCACAGCAACGUUCGAUCCUAUAUUGUAACCGGAGUGCGGCUAAAAUGAAGUUGGAGAAAUACGCGUCGGCGGUAAAGGAUUGCACAAAAGCAAUUGAAUUGGACGAUAAAUAUGUCAAGGCGUAUAAGAGACGAGCACAGUCUUACGAAGAGAUAGAGAAAUACGAUGAGGCAUUCGCAGAUGUAAAGAAAGUUCUAGAACUAGACCCUUCAGACACGAGGGCAAAGGAGGCAAUGAUCAGACUGCCCCCCCUCAUCGAAGAACGGAAUGAGAAAUUAAAAGCACAGAUGAUGGGUACUCUUAAAAACUUAGGCAAUAUGAUCUUGAAGCCGUUUGGAUUGUCAACAGAAAAUUUUGUCAUGGAACAAGAUCCGGAAACGAAAGGAUACAAAAUUAAUUUUAAACAAUAAUUUUCAAGGAUAAUAUUGUGAUAUAAAUAUAUAUAUGUAAAGGA
Trichoplusia ni (cabbage looper) is the source of this 1058-nucleotide messenger RNA. RefSeq names its product tetratricopeptide repeat protein 1-like. The transcript has 4 exons. Bases 151 to 1014 code for a protein of 287 amino acids. Lineage: Eukaryota; Metazoa; Arthropoda; Insecta; Lepidoptera; Noctuidae. Gene Ontology annotation, molecular function: protein binding. The record is from RefSeq and is a predicted model, not a curated record.